This is a messenger RNA of Dipodomys spectabilis (banner-tailed kangaroo rat), 1065 nucleotides long. Its product is annotated as olfactory receptor 5B2-like. Bases 1 to 1065 code for a protein of 354 amino acids. Gene Ontology annotation, molecular function: odorant binding; olfactory receptor activity. The record is from RefSeq and is a predicted model, not a curated record. Gene Ontology annotation, cellular component: membrane. Gene Ontology annotation, biological process: G protein-coupled receptor signaling pathway; sensory perception of smell. NCBI's taxonomy places the organism in Eukaryota, Metazoa, Chordata, Mammalia, Rodentia, Heteromyidae. The transcript is spliced from 3 exons.
AUGGAUAUGGAGGUAGGACAGGAUAGAACUGGUUCAGUUCAUGCUGCUGGAACUGACCAAGUAUCUUGUGAUUCCCUGGUAACUCUGAUAGAGAACAGGAUGGAAGUGACUGAGUUCAUCCUGCUGGGGUUGACCAGUAACCCAGACCUGCAGGUCCCCCUCUUCAUCACCUUCCUCAUCAUCUACAUCAUCACGCUGUAUGAUGGGGAUGGUCCUCCCACGCUGGUUGGGAACCUGGGGAUGGUCCUCCUGAUCCUCUUGGACUCUCAUCUCCACACCCCCAUGUACUUCUUCCUUGGUAAUCUCUCUCUGGUGGACUUUUGGUACUCUUCCGCUGUCACUCCAAAGGUCAUGGCUGGGCUCCUCAUGGGAGACAAGUUGAUCUCCCACAAUGCUUGUGCUGCUCAGAUGUUUUGCUUCGCUGCCUUUCCUGGUGUGCAGAAUUACCUGUUGGCCAUAAUGGCCUAUGAUCACUAUGCAGCAGUGUGUAAGCCCCUCCAUUAUACCACCACCAUGACAACCAGUGUGUGUGCGUAUCUGGUCAUAGGAUCUUAUGUGACUGGUUUCUUGAAUGCCUCCAUCCACGUGGCAGACACAUUCAGUCUGCCCUUCUGUAAGUCCAAUGUGGUCCAUCACUUUUUCUGUGAUAUCCCGGCAGUCAUGGUUCUCUCUUGCUCUCAUAGGCAUGUUAGUGAGCUGGUUCUUAUGUAUUUAGGGGCCUUCCAUAUCUCUUUUUCCCUCCUGGUUAACUGGAUAUCCUAUAUAUUCAUUUUUAUCACCAUCUUAAAGAUGCACUCGGGUGCCGGGCAUCAGAAAGCUGUAUCUACUUGUGCUUCUCACUUCACAGUGGUCUUCAUUUUCUAUGGGACUGCUAUCUUCAUGUACUUACAGCCCAGUGCCAGUCAUUCCAUGGACACUGACAAAAUCACAUCUGUGUUUUAUAGUGUGUUCAUCCCCAUGCUGAACCCUGUGGUCUACAGCCUGAGGAACAAGGAGGUCAAGAAUGCACAGACACAAUUCUAUGAUGUACAUCAGUCCAUUUUAUUAUUUCUCAAUCAAAGGUAA